AUGGUUUGUUGGCAAUUGGGUUGUACGAAAAUUUGUACGACCGAAUUUGCUCUGCAUCGUCGUCGGAUCUCUCUUGUUCGUCGUCGCUUUUUGCCUUCUCGAUUUUUCCCGCCACUCUUUGGCCGAAACCCUAACCGCUCGUCUUCUCCUUCCUCCGUCGCCCAUGGCGGGGCUCCUCGCCCGCGCUCUCCGCUUCUUCUCCCGAGCCGCAUCAGUGAAGGGGGUUACCUCCCGUCGCCUCGAGAUUCGUGCUUUACGGGGGCGUUGGGGGUGCUCUUUGUGGGCGCUAGUAGGAGGUGGUAUCGGAAGGUGAGGCGGAGCCCACGGGUCAGGCCGCGAAGAACUAAGGAGAAGCCUUUGGAGCUCGACGUUGAGAUCUGCAUCGAAGAAGAGCUCCCAGAGGAUCCGCAGCUUUUGAGUAUUGCAGAGACGCUGCAAAUGGAUGUUGCCAGGGCAAUAAAAGUUGCAUUUGAUGAUAUAAAAGACUCCGAAUAUAAAUUUAGAGACAAAUGUAUAGAUGAUGUUGAUAAGUAUGAGAAAGUUGAGUUGUCAUUGCUUCUUUGUAAUGACAAAUUUAUCCGAAAACUAAACAAAGAAUGGAGGGACGAGGACCGAGCUACCGAUGUCCUUUCUAUGUCACAACACGUCCCUGAACUUAACAUGCCGACUCUAUUAUUAGGCGAUAUAGUGAUCUCUGUUGAAACUGCUACACAUCAAGCAGAGGAGAGAGGCCAUGAACUUCUUGAUGAGAUAAGAAUUCUCAUGGCCCAUGGCCUAUUGCAUCUUCUGGGCUUCGAUCAUGAGAUUGGUGGUGAGGCUGAAUCUGAAAUGAGAACGGCAGAAGAAAACAUUUUGAGGAGUCUUGGGUGGAAAGGAAAGGGUCUAAUUAAUAGUGCACAGGAUGCUGUUGCUGAUGAAAGCCCUUCAGCAGAAAAUUUUGCAGACAUAACCAAAAUGGCAAGGAAAGAAAGCUCUAUUGAAUGUCACAAAUCAAAACUCAGCUAUAUCUUUUGUGAUUUGGAUGGUAUUCUGAACAGUAAAAAUGAGAUCACUACAAGAACAGUUGAAGAUCUGAUAGAAGCAGCUUCUAGGGGAGUAAAAAUGGUCAUUGUUACUGGAAAGACUCGAUCAGGCAUUAUAAGAGCUUUAGAGAUAGUUGGUUUUGCAGAAAAAGUUGGUGUUGUAUCUGAAUCAUCUCCAGGUGUCUUUCUACAGGGAUCACUUGUUUAUGGAAGAGAAGGCCAAGAGAUAUUCAAAGCAGAAUUAGAUCAAGAUGUUUGUAGAAAGGCAUGUUUGUACUCUUUGGAGCAUGAGGUUCCUUUAGUAGCGUUCUGUGGGGAACAUUGUUUAGCCUUGUUCGAACAUCCUUUAAUUGAAUCACUACAUACUAUACAUCACGAACCAAAGGCAGAGAUCAUGCCUUCGGUUGAGCACAUUUUGGCAUAUUCUAGUAUACAGAAGCUAAUUUUUCUUUAUACUGCUGAUGGGGUGUUCUCUGUUCUGCAUCCCUACUGGUCAGAGGCAUUAAAGGGACGAGCUUGUAUUGUCCAGGAAAUGCCAGAUAUGCUUGAAAUUGUUCCUCCCGGUAUUUCCAAGGGCAGUGGUGCAAAGUUGCUGUUGGAUCACCUUGGAAUUACGGAAAAAGAGGUUGUGGCUAUCCAACAAGGGGAAUGAUGUUGGGUUGCUCGAUAUUCAAGGACUUGGCAGUAGGAAGUGUUGCAGUCGAGGCUAAAGCUGCUGAUAAUACAAUCAGAGGCACCAAGAACAACCAGAGGCAUUUGCGAGGCUGCAUACCGAAGCUUUACGACAUGGAUCUGAGCUUGCUUAUGCUACUUACCCCUCUGUUUCAUAUAUUGUUGUUGGUAUUGUCAGAGGAUACUGCCUCGUAUUUGGCUGUGUAUUAUUCCUUUCUCUUCAAAGUAAGGCCUUUUCUUUUUCUUUUUGGAUUAUGGAUCCAAAAUGUAAAUCUGAGAAUUAGAUUGUAAAUUUCAAUCAUCGAAAGGGCCCUUUGCAUUCACUUA
Molecule: messenger RNA, 2021 nt
Organism: Ananas comosus (pineapple)
Lineage: Eukaryota; Viridiplantae; Streptophyta; Magnoliopsida; Poales; Bromeliaceae
Exons: 13
Coding region: 1-1674 (557 amino acids)
Biological process (GO): rRNA processing
Molecular function (GO): metalloendopeptidase activity
Source: RefSeq, a predicted model, not a curated record